AACAAAAACGUUAAAAAAGUUAUAAUUGUGGUGAAAAUGCCGUGACGUUUUCUUACAGCACCCUUAAUUUACGGUAUAUGCGUACCCUUUAAAUUCGUCCAAGAUUUUUCACACUUCUUCUAGGGUUUUACAAAGCUUCCGUCUUUCUUCCGCUGAUACCAAAGACCUCUCUUUUAUCCGCGAGCCCUAAAAUCAUGACUCAAUCACAAGAAGAAUUGUUGGCCGCCCAUCUCGAGCAGCAGAAGAUCGAUCAUGAAGAGCCGUUGGUCGAGGAUGAUGACGAUGAUGACGAGGAUGAUGAUGAAGAUGAUGCUGAAGGACAAGAAGAUUCCAGUGGCAGGUCAAAGCAAAGUCGAAGUGAGAAAAAGAGUCGAAAGGCAAUGCUAAAGCUAGGAAUGAAAGCCAUUCCUGGGGUCAGCCGAGUCACUGUUAAGAAGAGCAAGAAUAUCCUUUUUGUCAUCUCAAAGCCAGACGUGUUCAAGAGCCCAAACUCAGACACGUACGUAAUAUUUGGGGAGGCGAAGAUCGAGGACUUGAGCUCUCAACUACAGACACAAGCAGCCGAGCAGUUUAAGGCUCCUAAUGUUGGCAAUGUGGUGCCAAAACCCGAGCCAUCGAGCGUGCCACAGGAUGAUGAUGAAGAGGUUGAUGAGACAGGUGUCGAGCCCAAAGACAUCGAGCUUGUGAUGACUCAGGCUGGGGUAUCCAGGGCUCGGGCAGUCAAAGCUCUCAAGGAAGCAGAUGGAGAUAUUGUCUCUGCCAUUAUGGAGCUCACGAAUUAGCAAAAGCUUUGUCUCUGUGGUGUUUUUUUUAGAAAUUUGACGGGGAUCUGAAGUUGGUUUCGAUUGUUUUGGAUUUCUUACUUUGUUUUAUGUGGAUUUCUGGAUUUUACUUGUUGAUGGGUGUACGAUAAAUAGCUUGCUGGAUUUUGUUCAUUCAAUUCUCUGCAUAUGGGUCUAUUUCUCAUAGAGUUUCGCUAGAAACUCUUUAUGCUGGAUGUUUUUCGUUGUUGUUUUAUGCUGGAUUUGUUGUUGUUUUAUGGUGUAUUUUAUGGUUGCUUUUAUCCAUGUAUGUAUAAAGUGAUGAAUCUUUAGCAGAAAGUAUCACCAGCCAUCUGAAAGUAAGGUGCCACAUUGAGUUCUUG
Molecule: messenger RNA, 1144 nt
Organism: Striga asiatica
Lineage: Eukaryota; Viridiplantae; Streptophyta; Magnoliopsida; Lamiales; Orobanchaceae
Source: the annotation of a GenBank genome assembly